AUGAUAAAAUUCAAAAGUUCCGACGCACUUGCAGCUGGAAAUUAUGUCGAAGACCUUUGUCGCUCCGUAAAGGAGGUGUCUUCGCACCGUAUCGAAAUCGACCUAGAUGUUGCCGCAUUUUUGAGCGAUUUAGAAACGGAUACUAUAAACCACCACGAAUGGUUGACCGUAUAUGAAACAACAGUUGGCAAAUCUGAAAAAAUUUUUGAGUAUUCGGUAUAA
Molecule: messenger RNA, 222 nt
Organism: Enterobius vermicularis (human pinworm)
Lineage: Eukaryota; Metazoa; Nematoda; Chromadorea; Rhabditida; Oxyuridae
Source: the annotation of a GenBank genome assembly